GUUGGCUUCUAAAAGGACCAUAACAUCUAGCAGGCAUGAAGCUUGAAUUGAAACUUGCUCAGAAACAAUAGUUUUUCUUCUUCAGCUACAUUAAAAACCCAUUGUUUCUGUUUAACUCUCAAAUUUUGUGUGUUUUUCGACCAAGGACCGCCAUGUUUAUCUCUUCACAAAACUCCCCGGCUGCCUUCAAAGGUUUUACCCUCGUCAUGCCUGCAGUGGCCGUGGGUAACGUGGGUCAGCUGGCCGUCGACCUCAUUGUGUCCACUCUCAACAUGAGCAGAGUGGGCUACUUCCACACAGACUGCCUCAUCCCGAUGGCUGGGAACAACCCGUACGCCAGCGGCAAAGAGGAUGCUGAGGAGCUGCACACUCCUGCAGAAGUUUACACAGAAGCAGAGCUGAAACUGGCAGUUCUUCAGAUCAGAGCACCAAUCAUUCAGACAAGGACUAAAAGGUUUCGUCAGCAGCUGGUAUCAUGGAUCAAAGCCAGCGGUUUCUCCAGGACGGUGGUUCUGUCCAGCAGCCAUGCCUACCAGAGGGACGAUCAGCAGCUGCAAGGGACUCCUCUUAGGUACCUGGUCACUCCGUCCCUGCUGACGGCGAGUGCAGAUGCUUUUAAGGAGUUAAGCUGGAAGGAGAUGGAGCGAAUACCUGCAUUUCCUGGAGUAAAGGAUGCAGAUGCAGAGCCAAGACUCUGCAUCCCCGGAGGAGGCAUCACCAAAGGACUUUACACAGACAGCUGUGCAGAGAAUCUCCCAGUGGCAGUGCUGCUGCUCUUCUGCUCUGAAGGCGACAACAUUCCUGAUGCGUUCGCUCUGGUCAACCACCUCAAUGACUGGCUCCACCUGCUGGACGGUCAGUGCCAAGAACCAAACAGCAAGUGGAAGAUUCCAACUUCCUGGAGUCUGCUGUUUGGAGGCGGUAUCCCUCCUGCACUUUUCUGAUUGACAUUUUUAUGCAAAAAGUAGCUUGUAGUAAAUAUUAAAAUGCUAUUUCUUUAAAGAUGCAUACAAAUUAUAAUCAGUUUGAGUCUGGAUACCAAAUUGACAUAAAUCUUGAUAUUUGAUGUGCCAAUAUUAUGAGAAUUAUUCUCAAACAAGCACUUCUGUCACAGUUUCUGAGCAUUUGAAUAUUUUGCAAUAAAACUCAUGACACUGG
Cyprinodon variegatus (sheepshead minnow) is the source of this 1158-nucleotide messenger RNA. RefSeq names its product proteasome (prosome, macropain) assembly chaperone 2 (gene psmg2). NCBI's taxonomy places the organism in Eukaryota, Metazoa, Chordata, Actinopteri, Cyprinodontiformes, Cyprinodontidae. Bases 153 to 944 code for a protein of 263 amino acids. The record is from RefSeq and is a predicted model, not a curated record. The transcript has 7 exons. Gene Ontology annotation, biological process: proteasome assembly. Gene Ontology annotation, cellular component: cytosol; nucleus.